Messenger RNA from Kogia breviceps (pygmy sperm whale), 2004 nucleotides. The record is from RefSeq and is a predicted model, not a curated record. Lineage: Eukaryota; Metazoa; Chordata; Mammalia; Artiodactyla; Physeteridae.
UUGCUGUGGAAGCUGAGGGAGGCUCAGAACCUUCUCCCCUGAAGCCAGGGGUUGCACAGUCGGAACUGGGCGCUGUCGCUCGGCCAGGGGACCCCAACCUGAUUCUCAUCUGAAGAGCCACCCGCAGUGAUGUUUGAAACCCAGCUUCCCAGGCCCCUCCCCUGGGGCCUGGGAGGAGUUGGUCUGGAGGGGAGCCUAGGAACCUGCCUUUUAACAAGAGUCAAGCAGGAGGAUGAUUAUGGAGAGGGAGAAGAUGAUGCCGAGGUCCAGCAAGAAUGCCUACACAAAUUUUCUACCCGGGAUUAUAUAAUGGAACCCUCCAUCUUUAACACUCUGAAGAGGUAUUUUCAGGCGGGAGGGUCUCCGGAGAACGUUAUCCAGCUCUUGUCAGAGAACUACACAGCUGUGGCCCAGACCGUCAACCUGCUGGCCGAGUGGCUCAUUCAGACAGGCGUUGAACCAGUGCAGGUUCAGGAAACUGUGGAAAAUCAUCUGAAGAGUUUACUGAUCAAACAUUUCGACCCCCGCAAAGCAGACUCUAUCUUUACUGAGGAGGGAGAGACCCCCGCUUGGCUUGAACAAAUGAUUGCACACACCACGUGGAGAGACCUUUUCUACAAGCUGGCCGAAGCCCACCCAGACUGUUUGAUGUUGAACUUCACUGUUAAGCUUAUUUCCGAUGCAGGAUACCAAGGGGAGAUCACCAGCGUGUCCACGGCCUGCCAGCAGUUGGAGGUGUUUUCUAGAGUGCUUCGCACCUCUCUAGCUGCGAUUUUGGACGGAGGCGAAGAAAACCUCGAAAAAAAUCUCCCUGAAUUUGCUAAGAUGGUGUGUCACGGGGAGCACACGUAUCUGUUCGCCCAGGCCCUGAUGUCCGUGCUGGCCCAGGAGGAGCAGGGCGGCUCGGCCGUGCGCAGGAUCGCCCAGGAGGUCCAGCGCUUUGCCCAGGAGAGAGGCCAUGACGCCAGUCAGAUCACGCUCGCGCUGGGCACAGCUGCCUCCUACCCCCGGGCGUGCCAGGCCCUCGGGGCGAUGUUGUCCAAGGGAGCCCUGAACCCGGCCGACAUCACAGUCCUGUUCAAGAUGUUUACAAGCAUGGACCCGCCUCCCGUUGAGCUCAUCCGGGUGCCAGCCUUCCUGGACCUGUUCAUGCAGUCACUCUUUAAACCAGGGGCCAGGAUCAACCAGGACCACAAGCACAAGUACAUCCACAUCUUAGCAUAUGCAGCGAGCGUGGUGGAGACCUGGAAGAAGAACAAGCGAGUCAGCAUCAAUAAAGACGAGCUGAAGUCAACAUCGAAAGCUGUCGAGACUGUUCACAACUUGUGUUGCAAUGAGAACAAAGGGGCGUCUGAGCUUGUGGCCGAGCUGAGCACCCUCUACCAGUGUAUCAGGUUUCCAGUGGUGGCCAUGGGUGUGCUGAAGUGGGUGGACUGGACUGUGUCAGAGCCGAGGUACUUCCAGCUGCAGACGGACCACACCCCGGUGCACCUGGCGCUGCUGGACGAGAUCAGCACCUGCCACCAGCUCCUCCACGCGCAGGUCCUGCAGCUGCUGGUGAAGCUCUUCGAGACGGAGCACUCCCAGCUGGACGUGAUGGAGCAGGUGAGCGGGCAGCCCUCGGGCUGGGCUGCACGGCGGGAAGGCGGCCCCGUCCUCAGCCUUGUCGCCCCGCCCGUGCAGCUCGAGUUGAAGAAGACGCUCCUGGACAGGAUGGUGCACCUGCUGAGCCGGGGCUACGUGCUCCCCGUGGUCAGUUACAUCCGCAAGUGUCUGGAGAAGCUGGACACCGACAUCUCCCUCAUUCGCCACUUUGUGACUGAGGUGCUCGACGUCAUCGCGCCCCCCUACACCUCUGACUUCGUGCAGCUUUUCCUUCCUAUCCUGGAGAACGACAGCAUCGCGGGCACCAUUAAAACGGAAGGGGAACACGACCCUGUGACUGAGUUCAUAGCCCACUGCAAGUCUAACUUCAUCUUGGUGAGCUGAUUCAGAGCACCCUCC